ACUCCGCAUCUUGUCAACUUUGCUGCUCUAGCCUCACGACUCAACUCUACCCUACCCACCCACUGGGAGCUGCCGCUUUCAUCCCAAAAGCGUGCAUUCUACCGUCACGAAUUUGCGGGACAAAAUCUCCCAUCCUUCUGUUUCGUUUCUUCUACUCAACUUGGCUGUUCGACGUAUUUUCUGUUGUUGCACCAGCCCGCCUGUGGCGGACGUUGACGCCGCGCGGUGACGGUGACGAUGAACACGACGCUCUCACCUUCCCCUCCCAGGGGAGCAGCAGCCGCACCUCCAGCGCCCUCUACAGCUGCGCCUACAUCCACACCCACAUCCCACCUCACGCCAGCGACCAUGGCCAUGCCGCCGUCGGCCCGUCCCAAGAAUUCCUCGUCAUCCAUCGCCUCAUCCGUCACAUCCUCGCACAUGCCCUCCGGCUCCAGCAACCCAAAAUCCCGUGGCUCCACGCCCUCGGCCAGCCGAACCUCCCUCAAAGCAGGCCUCGCAGAGUCUGACCGUCCCACGCGCGCUGGUAGCAAGGAUAGUUUGAAGCAGAAGAUGCCCAAGAAGCCCGAUGAUGCUCUCAAGCAACAGCAGCAGCAGCAGCCGAGCAAGUCGGAAGAGCAACUCAAGGUGCUGAAAUCCGACUUUGACAGUCUGCGCUCACACCUCACGUGCAAGAUAUGCGACCGUCUGCUAUACCAGCCUUACACAAUAGCAUGCGGCCACACAUAUUGCUACAGCUGCCUAUGUACCUGGUUUGUCAACAACAAGGCCCGCAAAACAUGCCCCGACUGUCGUACCGCCGUAAGCCAAGCGCCAGCUCCGGCCUACAUUAUCCGCGACAUGACCACCAUGUUCAUCGCUCGAGCAGAGCUGUUGCCCACUGGCGAGACCAUUGAGCAGCACACCAAAUGGUCGAAAGAGGAGGCCGAUGUCGUGCAGCAAGAUAAGGACAACACCGACCACCGCCACGGCGGUCUGUUCAAAGGCUGCUUCAGACCUCAGGUGGCCCGGCCCCCGCCGCUUCACGCAAUCCGGGACCAGGAUGAUGGUGUGGAUCGCUGCCCCGUCUGUUCUUGGGAGCUUGAGGAUGGCGAAUGCAUCCAGUGUGGCCUUCUGUUUGACGAUAAUGGCGAGUUGACCUGGACCGAUAGUUUCACUGGCUUCAGUGAUAUGGACGAAUUAUCGGAACGGGACAUGUCCGGAGAAGACUUGGACGCGGAAAUGGAAAUGGACGACGCUGACUUUGACGGCUACGAUGGUUAUGGGCCGGAGGGUUGGGGCGAUUAUUAUCCCGACGAAGUCAACUUCACCAUGGAGCGAUUUUUGGGGCAGGGAUUCCCCCCUCAAGCAGCAUUUGCACGCCGUCGACCGCUGAGCCACAGCGAAGCUGGUAGUCGCCGAUUGUAUUCGCCGAGUAUCAUUUCUGACAUGUACACGGAUGACAUGGACACCGUACAGGAGGAAGACGAGGAAGCCAUCGAUGAGGAUUCUUCCAUGAAUGACUUCAUAGACGACGAAGAUGGGAGAGAGUCAGUCAGUUCUCCGGGUGGCUCAUCCGCUGCUAGCCAAACUCCACAGCCUUCUUCUGCGAGGGCCGGAUUCCAGGCAAGAAACAGGCGUGUGGUCGAAUCAGAGUCGUCUUCUACUAUUUCUAGCGUCGCCGAGGAGGACGAAGACGAAGAGGAUCAAGGUCCUAUUCGGCGAGGCCAAAGAAAUCGGGCACAAACCCGCAUAUUGAACCGCGCAAACGGUUCACAAGAGCCCAACGGCCCUCCGUCGUCGACAUCGACUGAUGUCUCGAUAGAUGAAUUGGAUGAGGAUACGCAGGCACUAUUGCAAGCAGAGGGUUGGAUGCUCCAACACAAUGGGAUGGAUGACCAGGGGGAGGAUGACGAAGAAGAUGAUGGCAGUAGUGAUGGGGGGCGAACGACAGUCGGGUGGGAUGCGACCGCGAUUUCCAAUGACAGAGUACGAAUGGGCGGUUCUCUAACACCUACUGCAGAUCGACCCCGGCUUAAUCCCACGAUACGUCCGCCCUCGCGUGUAGGGAAUCCUUUGCGACAACGACCUUCCCUUUUACCGUCUCCGACGAUGAAUUAUGAAGAUGGAGAAGCUGAUGAUGACGACUCCGACCUUGACGGCGACAUCACUAGAGCAGCCAUACGUAAUCUCCGUAGUCGCCGCUCCGGCGUGCAGAUGCGCAACGCCGCGGCGUUUCGAGCCUCCGAUUAUCGUCCAACCCCCCGUGAUCUACCUCAGGGUGCUUCAGCUGGCACAGAUGCAGAUGAUCAUUCAGACACUUCGGAUUCGGGAGAUCUCCGUAGACCUCACCAGGAAUACAAUCCUCGCAUUAGCAGGCUGUUUGCUGACCAUCAGCGUGCUCUCAUGGAGCUUCAAGGAGGAGGGCCCCUUCUGGAUCUCGAGCCUCGCUCUAUUACUCCCAUCAUCACUCGCCCACGCACAGCCAACCGCAAUCGGCCCAGCCCAGCACAAGCCUAUUCACCCUUCAUGGCUCCUACUCGUCUACGCACACCAAACAUGAACAAUUCAUCAAACGCACCCAUCAACUUUCGUUCCCCUGCUUCCCCUCCCAGGCGAAAUGCACCACCGACCAGCUUGUUGGAGACUAUUGCAGAUGCCAACGCCAACCCCAACGCCCAGCGCCCAUCUACAGCUUCAUCGACGAGCAGUGGCUCAGGGAUUCCAACCCCCAGCACAUCAUCGGCAUCUGAACGAUCAAGCACCGUGAGUCCAAUGGAGGUGGGAGAUCGCCCGCCAAGCCGAGUGAGCGCACGACCAACUUCAGCUGCGGGGCGACGCAAUUCAGCGGGAUUCUCGCCUGUGUAUGCCAAUUUCCCCCACACCAAUGUUGGAUUGAACAUUCAAGGUCGAAUUUUUCCACAACAAGUCAUGGGAAACCCUUGGGGUGCGUUCGUGCAGCCGAGGGGUGUCAGGGCUCGGAACUCGCGCCAGGUGCUACGGGAACAAUCUUCAACUGCCACGCUCCGUGCUCCUGUCUCUCGAGUGAAUCUGCGGGACGCGUUGACAUCACCGCAAGGCGUCAGACCUCAGUCUUCACGAAGUGAGCUACGAGCACAACCCUCUCGUCGACGGCUAAACUCGCAAAGUUCAACACGUACGUUGAGAGCAAGCGAGCAAGCUCGGCCACCACAGUCGCCCACCUCAGCGACACCCCCCACGAAUUCUUCCGCACCACGUCCUAGCAGACUCACGCAGGAAGAAACAACGGCUCGAGCACGGGAGCUGGUCAACAAUAGACGACAAGCUCUGGGACAAUCCAAUGCGGCACCCUCGCGCAACAAUCCCUUUAUCCAGGGUUUCAGGCGAUCCGGUGCUGCACCAGGAUCGCCGGUGGAGGCAGCAACUGUAGCGGGUCCGCAGCAUGCAAGAAGCAGCUCGAACGAGUCGAAUCAAUCGGGCUCGUCGCAUGUAACGGCGGUUCCAUCGCCCGGGCUGUCACGGCGGCGAAGCAAUCGGCAGAUGGCGGCGGCUUCACCUGGAGUAGUAGGUCAGCCUCUAGGGGCUUAUCAAGCUCCUCCGUCAGCGUACAGCAACAGUUACUUCCGAGGUAGACAGAACUCGAUGGGGUCAGCGGGCUUCGAUGUACCACUGGAUGCGAAUGCGCGCGGUAUGAACCCCAUGAUGGUCACAUCUCUUAUCUGA
Messenger RNA from Periconia digitata, 3684 nucleotides. NCBI's taxonomy places the organism in Eukaryota, Fungi, Ascomycota, Dothideomycetes, Pleosporales, Periconiaceae. The record is from the annotation of a GenBank genome assembly.